Neoarthrinium moseri is the source of this 477-nucleotide messenger RNA. RefSeq lists its product as uncharacterized. Gene Ontology annotation, cellular component: RNA polymerase I complex; RNA polymerase II, core complex; RNA polymerase III complex. The transcript is spliced from 3 exons. Gene Ontology annotation, molecular function: DNA binding; DNA-directed RNA polymerase activity. The coding region runs from base 1 to 477 and encodes 158 amino acids. Gene Ontology annotation, biological process: DNA-templated transcription. Lineage: Eukaryota; Fungi; Ascomycota; Sordariomycetes; Amphisphaeriales; Apiosporaceae. The record is from RefSeq and is a predicted model, not a curated record.
AUGUCUGACUACGGCGGUGAUGACGACAGAGAGGACGUGGGCGCGGACGAGCCCAUGUUCGACCAGGAAGAGGAUGAGCCCAUAGAUGACUUCGAGGAUGAGGCCCCCGUCGACGAAGACGAGUACGGCAAGUCGCGCGCCGCCGAGGAGGAGGAGAACAUUGUCAUCUCGGGCGACCCCUCGGCCGCCGCCAACCGCCAGAAGCCCGCCGAGAAGGCCCACAAGGACAAGAAGAUCCCCAACGAGGAGCGGAUAACGACUCCGUACAUGACAAAGUACGAGAAGGCCCGUAUCUUGGGCACCCGCGCCCUGCAGAUCAGCAUGAACGCACCCGUCCUCGUCGACCUCGAAGGCGAGACAGACCCCCUCCAGAUCGCCAUCAAGGAGCUGCGGGAGAAGAAGAUCCCCCUCAUCGUCCGGCGAUACAUGCCCGACGGGUUCUACGAGGACUGGACUUGCGAGGAGUUGUUGCAAUGA